AUGGCAGACGGACACCGGACCGAUAAAAAUAUUGAGAUAUGGAAGAUCAAGAAGCUGAUUAAAGCACUUGACGCUGCUAGAGGCAAUGGAACCAGCAUGAUAUCUCUCAUAAUGCCUCCACGCGAUCAAGUAUCUAGGGUUACGAAGAUGUUGGGCGAUGAAUUUGGAACUGCUUCAAAUAUCAAAAGCAGAGUCAACCGUCAAUCUGUGUUGGGUGCAAUCACUUCUGCUCAGCAGAGGCUCAAACUUUAUAGUAAGGUUCCUCCCAAUGGACUUGUGCUCUACACAGGAACAAUUGUGACUGAAGAUGGGAAGGAGAAGAAAGUCACAAUUGAUUUUGAGCCUUUCAAGCCUAUAAAUGCAUCGCUCUAUCUCUGUGACAACAAGUUUCACACAGAAGCACUGAAUGAACUUUUGGAAUCAGAUGAUAAGUUUGGUUUUAUUGUAAUGGAUGGUAAUGGGACUCUUUUUGGAACAUUAAGUGGUAAUACCAGAGAGGUUCUUCAUAAGUUCAGUGUUGAUCUUCCAAAGAAGCAUGGGAGAGGAGGACAAUCAGCUCUUCGUUUUGCUCGACUUCGAAUGGAAAAGCGGCACAACUAUGUGAGGAAGACGGCUGAACUUGCCACUCAGUUUUUUAUCAAUCCUGCCACCAGCCAGCCUAAUGUUGCUGGAUUAGUACUGGCUGGAUCAGCUGAUUUCAAAACUGAGUUGAGUCAAUCAGAUAUGUUUGAUCAGCGGCUUCAGGCUAAGAUUCUGAAUGUGGUUGAUGUGUCCUAUGGAGGAGAGAAUGGUUUUAACCAGGCAAUUAUGCUUUCAUCAGAAAUCCUGUCGAAUGUGAAAUUCAUACAGGAGAAGCGCUUACUAGGAAAAUACUUUGAGGAAAUCAGUCAAGAUACAGGGAAAUAUGUAUUCGGUGUCGAUGACACAUUGAAGGCUUUGGAGAUGGGAGCUGUUGAGAUCCUUAUUGUGUGGGAAAAUUUGGACAUCAACAGGUAUGUGCUGAAGAACAGCAGUACUAGUGAAAUUGUCAUAAAACAUUUGAACAAGGAGCAGGAAGAUAAUCAGAGCAACUUCCAUGAUUCAGCCAGCUCUGCUGAUUUGGAGGUUCACGAGAAGAUGCCACUUUUAGAGUGGUUAGCUGAUGAAUACAGGCGGUUUGGUUGUAAUCUUGAGUUUGUUACCAACAAAUCAGAGGAGGGUUCUCAGUUCUGCCGGGGGUUUGGCGGGAUUGGAGGCAUCCUUCGAUACCAGCUUGACAUGAGAUCAUUUGAUGAACUUUCUGAUGAUGGAGAAGUCUAUGAUGAUUCUGAAUAGCAAUCAAUCAACUCUACCCCAUUACCGGUGCAAGAUGAUGGGGUUACACACAAAACUUGCACCAGCGCACGAGCUGUCGCGCAUAAUACUGCUGCUCAGAAUGCCCCAAAAGUUUCCCAUACUUCUAAAUAAGCAGGCUUUAUGUGGUGAUGUUGCAUGGGUGGAAUGAUGGAGCAGCUAAAAUGGUUUGAAGGCAUAGCUGGAAAGAUUCUUUGAACUUGCUGGGAAUUGGAUGGAGCUUCCUUUCUACUGUCUUGAACCAGGGCCUUGCAUAUAUUAAGUCUGGAACUUGUUACUCAUAUGUUUGUGGUUUAACAUUGCCUUGGUUACAAGGCUGUGGUUGUCCGGAGCUAUUAGGAUAGUGUUAUGCCCUAGUUGGCUUUGAUUGAAGGACUGGCUUGCCUUAUUUUAUGCUACAGGUGGCUUAUCUCCUGGACGUUGUAAU
Messenger RNA from Theobroma umbraticum, 1759 nucleotides. Lineage: Eukaryota; Viridiplantae; Streptophyta; Magnoliopsida; Malvales; Malvaceae. The record is from RefSeq and is a predicted model, not a curated record.